Molecule: messenger RNA, 801 nt
Organism: Tribolium madens (black flour beetle)
Lineage: Eukaryota; Metazoa; Arthropoda; Insecta; Coleoptera; Tenebrionidae
Exons: 2
Coding region: 95-742 (215 amino acids)
Source: RefSeq, a predicted model, not a curated record
AAACAAUGUUAGUCUAUAAAAGGUAUAAAAGGUGUUAAAACGUUGUUCGAAUCAAACUGUAAGUGCUACUUACUGUGCUUAUAAAUUCAGUAAUAUGAGAAAUAUAAUUUUUGUAUUUUUGAUUGUAUACACCGUUCAGUUGUGUAUUUCUGCAACUGUCGAAGAUGCAGAAACCGAGCUUAAGAGGCUACGAAAACUGACCACUGACAAACUCCAAGCUACAUCUUUGGAGUACAAUAAAAUCACUGAAGAAGUUGAUUCAACAGCCAAGGCAGCUAGCGAAUACGGAUAUCAUGAAAUUCAUCACAAAUCUAACAACCUGAAAGCUAAGUUAAACCAUGAUCACAGUAUUUCACACAAGUGUCGUGGUUCAAGAAAACAUCUUUUGCACCAACUGGAAGAAUCAAACAUUGCCGAUCUUCAACGUUGCAUUGACCAUCAGCGUGCAGAAAUUAUCAAUGUUUUAGCCACACAAAAACUAGCUUUGAAUGAACAGGUCUGGAAUGCAAUUUAUGAGGAAGAAAAACAUAUUAUUCUGUGUGGUUUAAGUAGAGGUUGUCUUGAUGCUGCUAUCAAACACGUUAAAGAUAAAAUUGCUGAAGUAGUGAAGGUGAUCGAUGCAAACGUCAAUACUAGUCGACAACAAAAAGAAGCUCAAGUGCAUUUGAUUAAGUCAUGUGUCAGGAGAAUUGUUGGUAGUGCUGAAAAUGCAUUUGACAACGUACCUAGUUGUUCUUAUUAAGUGAGCAUUUGGUUUGUUCUGGUUAAAUAAAAUAAAAUAAAAAUUAAAUGCAGUGCUUU